AUGUCCGAGGCAAUCAACCAUCCACUCCAAAGAAGAAAUGCCUUUCGCAGGGUCCCCAAGAUACCUAGACAACACCUUUCGUCCGGCUUCGCCUACCUGCUCGAGUCGUUGCAAGUCAACCGCUUGAACCACCCCGUGCCACAAGGCACUACAACCUCCACCACGCCCUCGAAUGUCAGCACAUCCUCUCAAGCCGAGUCUUCCGGCCCAUCUGUGCCCUCCAUCCCCUCCGUUUCCUCCGACCCCUCCAGUUCCUCCACAGGGGUACACAUCCCCAGCGACGCUUCGGGUUCUCACGAUUCCCACCACGUUUCCACCACACCCAGGAGGUUUUCAUGGGUCACCGACGACUACGUCUCCGAUCUCGACUCCGACGAGGAAAACGACCCUAUCAUGGCCCCACGCCGCUCCGUCUCCCCUGACGUCUCCCCUGAGGGUUCCCUUUCUGACAGCGACAUGGACCAGAACCUCAACGUCCCCCCUAACUCUCCGUCAGACGACGACACGACAUGGGACAUGGACUACUACAGCACCUGCUGGCACUGCUCCGACUCUCACUACGGCAAGUGUGAGGCGCAAAAGGCUUAUGAGGAGCUGGCGAGGAAAUAUUGGGAGGGCAAUGGCAACGUUGAAGAACAGCUGAGGCAGACGGAUACCAGGGACUUUGCCGCUGAGGCCAUCGCCAACGGAAGGGCAGGUCAAGGUGCGGCUGCUUUGCGUGCUGGAGUGCGUAUCAGCAGGUUCAUAGAAGGGGAAGAGAGUGUGAUGGUUCCCGCUAAACCACUGCGUCCACUGGAGUCGCUGAAGAUUUGGAGGAAGAAGAAGAAGACGAGUAGCAAGUGGAAGGGUAAGGAGAAGGUGGAGGGGACUGGGAGGGACUUUCUGGAAGAGAGAUCCAACAUGAACGGUGAACUUUUUGGAAAUGCUCGGGGUUCAGGUGUUGCUGAUGGGAAGCCGAAGACGGAAAGCAAGAAGGGGAAAGGGAGGUUCGUGGAGAGGUUUAUUGGAGAGUUGGUGGCUAUUGCUGCAUCAUUUGGUUGUGGCUGUAUUGGCAAGCACUGGUAA
Neurospora crassa OR74A is the source of this 1065-nucleotide messenger RNA. RefSeq lists its product as hypothetical. The coding region runs from base 1 to 1065 and encodes 354 amino acids. The transcript has a single exon. Lineage: Eukaryota; Fungi; Ascomycota; Sordariomycetes; Sordariales; Sordariaceae. The record is from RefSeq and is a predicted model, not a curated record.